Molecule: messenger RNA, 2898 nt
Organism: Petromyzon marinus (sea lamprey)
Lineage: Eukaryota; Metazoa; Chordata; Hyperoartia; Petromyzontiformes; Petromyzontidae
Gene: RPA2
Product: replication protein A2
Biological process (GO): DNA replication; double-strand break repair via homologous recombination; nucleotide-excision repair
Cellular component (GO): DNA replication factor A complex; site of double-strand break; chromosome, telomeric region
Molecular function (GO): single-stranded DNA binding
Source: RefSeq, a predicted model, not a curated record
UCUCACGCGGUGUGAUUGGCGGACGGCGGCUCGGUGGGCGGGGCAGCGCGCUGCUGUGCUGAGCGCGCGUGUUUCCCGCGCUUUUAAGAGAUCCUCCCCCGAUCGGAGUUGUGACCGCCAUGUGGAACGAUCAGGGCUACGAUGGAGGAUUUGCAGAAUCUGGCCGAGGAGGUGGAGGGGGAUACAUGCAAUCCCAGGGGGGAUUUGGAACUCCUGGCUCCACGCAGAACAACGAGCGAACCCGGAGGCCGCGCGUGCAGCAUUUGAUUCCUUGCACCGGGGCUCAGCUCAUGGCUGCGCAGCAGAAUGAUGACAUGUUCUGUCUCGGUGAUAUCGACCUCAACCAGGUGACCAUGGUGGGGCUGGUACGUCAGGCAGAGAAGUCGCCCACGAACAUCCUGUACAAGGUGGACGACAUGACAUGCGACCCGCUGGACGUGCGCCAAUGGGUAGACGCCGAUGAGGAAACUAACGAGAAUAAUGUUGUGCCGCCUGGGACGUACGUCAGGGUCAUUGGACACCUGCGCUCUUUUCAGAACAAGAAGAGCCUGGUGGCGUUUAAGAUCCUGCCACUGGAGGACAUGAAUGAGCUGACGUGCCACAUUCUGGAGGUGGUGCACUCUCACAUGGCUCUGGGCAAACCGCCCGUCCCGGCCGCUGCCUCCAUUGCAGUGACAACGUCCAUGCCGUUGAACACGUCCUUGAAGCAGUCAGCCGCCGGGACUUUGCGUGCAGACAAUGGACUCGCGCAGCACCAGACCAAGGUGCUCACUGUGAUCCGGAGCUGCCACAGCUCAGAGGGCAUGAGCAUGCAGGAGCUGAAGAGUCGAAUCCCUGGCAUGAACCCCGGUUUACUCAAGCAAACCAUUGACUUCCUCAGCAACGAGGGCCAUAUUUACUCGACGAUUGAUGACGACCACUUCAGGUCGACCGAGGUGGAUUGAGGACAACAACAAAGUUUUGCGGCUGGCCUUCUCUCGCCACCACCCUUCCUGCCCGGCGUGUUGACGUUACGGGGGACGUGUAACUUACUUACAGGCGUUGGACACUUAUUUUACCGCCUUCCCCCAAGACAGUUGCUUUUAUUUGAGACAAAAAUAAUUCACCCUCCAUCAUACAGGACUUGUAGUGUUGGCGUUUGCAAAUGCAUUUGCCACGACCGGCAGAUUUGCAGGUUUAACAUCACCAUUGUGAUUUCGAGGUGGCAACGGACGUUGCUGGCACAAGUGGUCAGGCACGUUGAAGAGAGAGCGAGGUAUUUUUUUUGUCUCGCCUGGUUUCCGCUUAGUUAACGUUUUUUCUAGGCAGGGACCUUUUUCCAGGGCUCAGUAGGUUGUGUUCAGUUUCUUUAUCAUCACAAAGCCUAUGAUCCAAAUCUGGAAUGCACCCGCCCGAUCUCGUCAGAGACCAUCAUGCAGGUGUUGUCAUUAGAGGGCAGUGCAGCAAAAUCUAAUGUUGUGCUGUACUUUUAUGCUCCCAUGUCUCUGUUACCCAUUGUCUACACUAACCAGCCUGGUGAAGUCCGGUCAAAUUAUCCACGCAACCCGCACAGCAGCGCUUGGAGGAGGCUGUCAUCUAACAGUGGAUUGACAAAGGGCUGUAAUCUGUAAAACUGUAGUAACCCAAUUUGGACCAUGAUAUCAGAUGCUGUCCCUCCUCUCCACAUGGCAUAUACAUUGAGACCUUUAUCCAUAGCCAGGGUUGCCACCUGUCCCUAGUUUUCCUAUCAGUUGCGUAAUAAUACCCCUCUUGCCUUGUAGUGUCAGCAAGUGGUUCUUUAACAGUCACUGGUCUCUUGCCCAAAUGAGCACGGAGGUCUUGCUCGGCUCCUAUUUACAGGUCUGAACCAGUGAUGGAAAUUCCACAUUUAUGUGGGCGUUGGGGGGGGGGGGGGUCUCUCCAAAGGAGCACCACUGUUUACUUACCCCCAAAGUGGUACCUACCCAAUCAGGGUUGGAACUCGCAACCUUCCAAACGUGAGCCGCUCGCUAUACUGCUGAGCCACCUGCCCGAAGUCGACAAUGACGCCUGUGACUCGGAGCCAUUCUGAGGCACCAUACAAUUUUAUUGGGUUGCUUUUUUUGGGUGUGGGCUCUGUGCCCAUGUGUUUUUUUUCCCACCAGAUAUAAGAUGGAGCAAAAGCGACCGUGAAUCCACCACGACAGAGCACUAUUAACGUGCAUCCUUAAGUCGUGUGAAGCUCACCUCAUUGAAUUUGGCCAAACACCCCAAUAAGAGAGACUGACACUUUGAUUUGAUUAUUAGCGUUCAGUGCUAAUCCUUGGACUUUAAUUUAAGAACCCCGCCCAUGCACGACUUUUGCUCCAGAUAAAACUCGAGACAAAUCAAGAACCUUAAUUCGCAAUUGAAAAUUGGAUCAUUCCGUUUUAAGUUUGACGACGAUGUCUUGCCUCGUUUAGUUACCGGUCAUGUGCCGCUGUAUACGUUUGUAGUAAUCUGUUUGCCUUUUUCUUUAAAGGGAAGUCGUUUAUUUCAUGUUGCCGGAUGGGGUUCUGCGUGUCGCCAAAUGGCUUCAGCGAGCACGGUAAACUUUGGCGCUGCGUCUGUGUGACGGGAAGGGCUUGCGGCUUGCGUCUGCCCGUGUACAACGGGUGCAGUGCCUCCAUUGGCUAUGAAUGUGUCAGCUGAAUGGUGGCCAAGUCGAGCCCCAUAAUAACAAAUUUAAAAGCUGUCACUCGCAAAUGCCUCUAGGCUUAGCGUCACGGAUUCCGUUUCGAGCUGCGUGACCCCCGUGUGUUUUAGUAUUCGUGGGUUUUGCAUUUGCGAUGCCAGGGCCAGAAUUAGCUUGUUUUCUUCCCAUGUCUGUUAUUUUUUUGUGCGUUGCGGAUGUUUUUCACGUUGCGUUUGAAUAAAGUUACGUUUAUGAUGAAAUGUCAA